UGUCGGCCGUCGUUGACUCCUCAGAUCCAGUCCGACACAAGUUGCUGUUUUUAGCCCAAAACCCGCAGCUGCUGACCGGGUAGAGUCGGUGUUGGAUGAACGGGAUGGAGGAGUUCCAGAACGGCAGCGAGGGUUCGUUCAACUCUGAAGAGGCUGAAAGUCUCGUCAAAGAGUGCAUUGACGCUGUGGUGGGAGGAGACGACUACAGCCAGACUCAUGUCAACAAGUGGACGGCAUCUGUCGUGGAGCGCACUCUGAGCACACUGGUCAAACAGGGGAAGCCCUACAAGUACAUGGGUAAGGCUUACGCUAAUGCUAACCCAGCUGGUCAAACAGGGGAAGCCCUACAAGUACAUGGUUACAUGUGCUGUGAUGCAGAAAACAGGAGCUGGACUCCACACAGCCAACUCCUGCUACUGGGACACAACCAUGGACGGCAGCUGCACAGUCAGAUGGGAAAACCGAACCAUGUACUGUGUGGUCAGUGUGUUCGCCGUGGCCAUCCCAUAAUAAUACCAGCAGACGCCUACUGUUCUUGUCCUCCAGUGACCAGCAGGGGGAGCUGCAAUUCCACCGGACACACACUGGCCAUGGGACUGAACUAUUUGUGUGCAUUUGUGUUUGGGUUUGGGUUCAGACAGUGACAAAUAACUCCACAUUCUGUUGUCUUUAGGAUUCAUGUUCAAAGAAAGAGCCUUUUAUGACAGCAGUGGUUUAAUGAGCGAUAGUAAACAUGUUCUGUGUACAGCAGUGGUUUAAUGAACGAUAAUAAACAUGAAAACAUUUGU
This is a messenger RNA of Sphaeramia orbicularis (orbiculate cardinalfish), 788 nucleotides long. RefSeq names its product dynein light chain Tctex-type 1-like. Gene Ontology annotation, biological process: microtubule-based movement. The coding region runs from base 96 to 644 and encodes 182 amino acids. NCBI's taxonomy places the organism in Eukaryota, Metazoa, Chordata, Actinopteri, Kurtiformes, Apogonidae. The record is from RefSeq and is a predicted model, not a curated record. The transcript is spliced from 5 exons. Gene Ontology annotation, cellular component: cytoplasmic dynein complex; cytoplasm. Gene Ontology annotation, molecular function: dynein intermediate chain binding.